This is a messenger RNA of Linum tenue, 639 nucleotides long. NCBI's taxonomy places the organism in Eukaryota, Viridiplantae, Streptophyta, Magnoliopsida, Malpighiales, Linaceae. The record is from the annotation of a GenBank genome assembly.
AUGGGCUCGAAUUCCAAAAGAUCCAGCGGGCCGGUGCUCCGGUCGCUGUCUCCGCGCGGCCGAUUCCCGUCGUACAACUCCGCCGGUCAUCUCUCAUCUUCCUCGUCCUCGUCGGCGUUCGCCUCUUCCACGAGUUCGAGCUUCUACUCUCCGCCGUCGGCCUUCUUCCGCACCACCGCUCCGCCACACAGAUCCGCCUCUCCGACGCGCGUCAAUCUGUACUCCCAGAGUCCUCCGUCGCCGACGUUCCGAUUCUCCAUCGACAGAUCCACAUCUCCCAAUCGGAACAUAUCUGUCGCGACGAAGCACACCAAUCACAUCUCCAGCCUCCCCGCGAGGAAGACGUGUAUGUGCUCUCCGACCUCGCAUCCCGGAUCGUUCCGUUGCAGCCUCCACAAGAACAGCCACCAGAACGGCCACGCCGGAGGGAGCUCGUUCACGCCGAACAGGCUGAACAUGAGGAGAUCCGCGAUGACGAAUUCGCUGGUGAGAAUCGGCGGCGUGGAAGGUGACUGGGUGAAGAGAGCGCUGUCGGCUUUGAUUCGACCGUCGUCGCACCAGCAGAGGAGGAGAGCGGAUUUCCAGCACCGGAAGAGCCGGCUCUCAGUCAUGUCUAGAGCCGAGGCUGGUGAUUCUUGA